UUUUGCAACAGAUGUCAUGCCUGCAGGUUGUCAAAAUUGCUGUCAGCAUUUGACAUCGACCUCUGAUGCAACUCAUUCUGCUUCUGCCCAAGUUCAAUAUGAACCAUCCGAACAGCUUAUGAAUGCCUUCAGCAACUGCCAGUCUUCAGUCAAUAACGAAUGGAAUAAACUAUGCUACUCCACCCAAGUUUUUCGCGAGGUUACAAAAGUGUGUUCCAAAGAGUGUGACUGGAGCUGGUUAAGUUGUAGUGAGCAUGCCAUGGCUGUUACUCAGUCUCUGCAGCUCAAAUUUACUUCUACUGUUAUUGCAAGAAAAUGUCGCAAAGUAAAUUUGUCAAUUAAAGGUAACUCCAUAAAGCGAACCGGACAAGCUUUGGCAGGGGCUAUCAAAGACAUUGAUGGACUGUUAGCUGAAGAGAAUGAGUUUGAGCUGCACCCUGAUGAUUUAGAGCUGCUCAAUUCUGAGGGCAAUGGACAUCAGCUCAGAACAGGUGUCUAUGAUUUGAUGUUGUGUGUGGGCCUAGUAAAUUUGGAUAGGAUUGGUUUAGCUGAAUUUUCCCCUCUCCAUCAGGGUACUUCUGUUAGUUAUAUGUUAGUUAUAUUAGUUAAAAGUUAUUUCACCUCUUACAUUUUUCAUUUCAGAGCAUCAAAAACAUUUCCCUCUGUUUACAACACCGUCCUUCACUGUGAAAAAUAUCCUCAUAAAUUUACAAAAAUUUUGUAAACACGAAUUAUAAUUUAAGUUGUAAAUUUACGACAGCAUAUGUUUUACUCGCCAAGGGAUUUGAAGUCGAUAAUUACUGCAUGUUUUUUUACGAUUACAAAUUGUAAUUUUACAACUUGUGUCAAGAAACAUUUUCCUGUAAACCUACCUACUUUUUUUCACAGUGUUGCAGAAGUUGUGGGUGUAUCUAGAGAGUUCUUUGUGUGAACAUGUGCAUGAUAUCAUUAUUACUCAUUUAGUGUGAGGGAUGUUGAGAAGUAGGCCUUUUGUGUUGCAUAUAUUUGGGGAUACCUGCGAAUGCAUCAUCAUAUGGUCCAUAUCUGUCAAGAAAAAUUCCUGAAACGGAUAAGUGUCUUUCAUAAUUCCUACCUUUCUUAUCCAUUCCAUAGCUUCCUUGUUACAUUUUUGUGUGCCUUUUCCAAUCAUUCAUUUUCUUCUUCAAUUUCAUAAUAAAUGCCAUGACUUAUAUUUUAUUCGCGUGUAUUUUACAGCCUUGGAGGCAACCCCACAACCACAACCCUCUCUAUCUUCAAGGAGUGUGAGAACUCCCAUUCUUGUCCCAGGCCAAUCUGGUAUGGUGGGUAUUUUCCCAGUGACACCCAGGACUCCAGCUGGACACCGUCCUCUACUCCAUGGUCCAGGCUAUUACCGCGGUCACUCCGCUUCCACCUUCCCUGCUGCCACCAAGCACUGGGAGGGCCAAGUGAUGGCAGCUUGGAGUGGCUCUGUAAGCUCUGUACCAACGACUACUAAUGUAGCUCCCAACCAAUCUGACUCUAUACCGCCUGUACAUCCGAACGGCAGUAGUAUGGAGGAGCUGGUUGCAAAGAAAAUGGUCCAUACACGAACUCUCCAGCCGUUACGGUCUUUCCUGAAGGGGAAAAUCCCCAGAGAAACAGGAGUGAAAAAGGAUGUCCUCGUGGAUGCUGUUUACCACCAUUUUCAAACAUAAUUAUUUCAUGUUAUGGUUUUGUACAUAUUGUAAUAUUGGGGGAAACACGAGGGGAUGCC
This is a messenger RNA of Frankliniella occidentalis (western flower thrips), 1735 nucleotides long. RefSeq lists its product as uncharacterized. Lineage: Eukaryota; Metazoa; Arthropoda; Insecta; Thysanoptera; Thripidae. The record is from RefSeq and is a predicted model, not a curated record. The transcript has 5 exons. Bases 1299 to 1676 code for a protein of 125 amino acids.